ACGCACGCGAUUCAUUUCAUUUCCGCGUCGCGGAGAGAACGCAUCACCACCGACUCCCUCUCGACUCCUCCUCAACCGCUCCCUCUCUCGCGUUCCCCCUUCGAGAUCUAGGGUUAGGGUUAGGGUUUCGAGUUGGUGAUGCUCUCAUGGAAGGAGAAGGUGGCGGAGAAGCUGUCCCGCCUCCUCGCGGACUCGCCCUCGUCCCCCUCCUCGCCGCACGUUGCUGGCUCCCCCGUCGCACCUCCCGAAUCGCAGGAAAAACCCUUUUCUUCCGAAGAAUUUAAUUCGACCAAGAAAUCAUCUUUCUCUUCAUACUAUUUACCUUUUCUAGUUGCUUCAAACUCUGGAGAUGGUGACCACAACGUUGGUUCACCUUCGCUUUCACAAGACAGAACACAAUUUCCUCUUCAAUCACUUCAUGAAAGAUGGCAAACAAGUAAUUUGACAUGGAAAUAUAGACCACCUGGAUGCAGAGAGGAAUGCGGAACGGAAAGUGAGAGUGAUGACUCGAUUGAUAUUUCUAGUGAAAAUCGGAACCAUGACUGCAAUAGGAGAAAUGUAAAUGGCUCAAAUGGAUGGGAAGAGCCAUCGACCUCGCACACCUCUGACGACUUUCAUCAUUAUCUGACAGAAAAGUCCACUUUUAUGUCUGGAGAGCUUUUUGAGUUUUUCCAAUCAUCUCUUCCUAAUAUUGUGAAGGGGUGUCAAUGGGUUUUAUUGUACAGUACUUGGAAACAUGGGAUAUCACUUCGAACCCUUCUUCGCAAGAGUCUUGCUCUUCAGGGCCCAUGUUUAUUAAUUGUCGGAGAUGUGCAAGGUGCUGUAUUUGGUGGUCUGUUAGAUGCUCCUUUAAAGCCUAUGGCAAAAAGAAAAUAUCAAGGUACAAAUCAAACAUUCGUAUUUACUACAUUAUAUGGAGAACCAAGGCUUUUCAGAGCAACUGGUGCAAACAGGUACUAUUACUUGUGCUUGAAUGAUGUGUUAGCAUUCGGUGGGGGUGGAAGCUUCGCUCUGUGCCUUGAUGAAGAUCUGCUUAAUGGAAGUAGUGGCCCAUGUGAAACCUUUGGGAACUUAUGCCUGGCUCAUAGUCCAGAAUUUGAGUUAAAGAAUGUUGAGCUAUGGGGUUUCACUCAUCUGCCGCGCCAUCUGACGUAACCGCAAGGGAGACGGUACCACUGUUGUUGUAUAUCAAUAUAUAUAUCUAUCCAUCUGUUUGUUCAUUCUUUACCUUAUUCUUUCCGCAUAGCUAUUUUUUAGUCCAUUGCCCAUUGAUUUAAAUGGUACUGUUUUGUUUACAUUUCUGAAAGAUUCACCGCUCUAAUCAUAUAUCUAUGAUUGAGAGCGAAGGAGAAAAAUGCACACCUUUGUGCCCAUUCAUCUCUAUUUAUUUCUUUUUGAUGCUGAUUACAUUAUUCUUACUACCUAUUUGCUUCUACGUUGUUUAGACUAGGGCUCUUUGUACCAGUCCUUUAUGGGAGCUUGAUUUGUACGCCUCGUUGCUGAGUCGCUCCAACUGGGACUGGAGCUUCAUUUGGGGCUGUAGGUGAGAAAGUAGUAGGAUGAGAAUAUAUCUUAUUUAUUUUCGCACAUAAUACCACAUUUCGUAUAAUAUUUUUCUACAGUUUUAUUGAAAAAUAGAGAACGUUUUGUCUACUAACGGUGGAUGGGCUUUUAAGACAAAA
Messenger RNA from Ananas comosus (pineapple), 1682 nucleotides. RefSeq names its product oxidation resistance protein 1. The record is from RefSeq and is a predicted model, not a curated record. Lineage: Eukaryota; Viridiplantae; Streptophyta; Magnoliopsida; Poales; Bromeliaceae. Bases 139 to 1155 code for a protein of 338 amino acids. The transcript is spliced from 8 exons.